Molecule: messenger RNA, 787 nt
Organism: Camellia sinensis
Lineage: Eukaryota; Viridiplantae; Streptophyta; Magnoliopsida; Ericales; Theaceae
Source: RefSeq, a predicted model, not a curated record
UGAGAGAGAGAGAAAUGGAAGAGAAGAAGUACGUAGCGAGGCCGAUGAAGAGGCCUUCCCGUGACUGCGAGAAGUCGGAAAGGCCGACGAAGAGAACGUCCAUGGAAGUGGUGACGAUUAAUGACGAUGAUGACGGUGGAGGAGGCCAAAGGUUAUAUAAGUUUCGAUUGUUGUUACCAAACGGUAUGAGCUUGGGACUCAAAAUCCGAGAUCCUCAAAUGGAAAUGUCUAUCGAAGAGUUUGUUGAGCUAGUGAAAGAAGAGUAUUUCAGGGCUGUGCGUCUAACGAAUCCUCAGAAGCCCAAGCGAAGGAUUAAUUGGAAAAGCAACGACUUGCAUUUUGUGGAUGUUUUCGAUAACGUGAUCGCGAGAAAAAUCAGUUUCAAGAAUUUUAUGCCCCAUAAGUAUCACAUUCUAACGCUUCAUGAUGGUUCAGGGGAAGCAGAGACUUAUGAGAAUAUGUGGGAUCUGACUCCAGAUACCGAAUUGCUGAUGGAGCUACCUGCAGAGUACACAUUUGAGACUGCGCUUGCGGACCUCAUUGAUAAUUCCUUGCAAGCCGUAUGGUCCAAUGGUGUAAAUGAGAGGAGAUUAAUUAGUGUGGAACUUGAUGAUGAUAGAAUUUCAAUUUUUGACACUGGCCCAGGAAUGGACGGUAGCGAUGAAAACUCCAUAGUUAAGUGGGGAAAGAUGGGUGCUUCUUUGCACAGGUCAUCGAGAGGGCAAGGAAUAGGAGGCAAACCUCCAUAUUUAACGGUAUAAUAAGUUGUAAAAUCUUUUCCUUAUGC